This is a messenger RNA of Purpureocillium takamizusanense, 198 nucleotides long. RefSeq lists its product as uncharacterized. The coding region runs from base 1 to 198 and encodes 65 amino acids. The transcript has a single exon. NCBI's taxonomy places the organism in Eukaryota, Fungi, Ascomycota, Sordariomycetes, Hypocreales, Ophiocordycipitaceae. The record is from RefSeq and is a predicted model, not a curated record.
AUGGACCGCCUCGUCAACGCGGGCAACAUCCUGGUCGGGGUGUCGGCGUCGGUGCUCGUGUACGGCGUCCUCGUGCUGCACGCGCUGCCGUCUCGGCGCGGCGCCUUCGUGGCGACGGACGAGUGGAUCCGGCGCGCGGUGCGGAGGACGGACGCGAGCCACUGGGACAGGCUGGCGAUGGCGGAGAUGUGCUGCUGA